Messenger RNA from Tachysurus vachellii, 2107 nucleotides. It is a transcript of the gene ppp1r3da, whose product is annotated as protein phosphatase 1, regulatory subunit 3Da. The transcript is spliced from 2 exons. Gene Ontology annotation, molecular function: glycogen binding; protein phosphatase 1 binding. The coding region runs from base 253 to 1167 and encodes 304 amino acids. Gene Ontology annotation, cellular component: protein phosphatase type 1 complex. The record is from RefSeq and is a predicted model, not a curated record. Gene Ontology annotation, biological process: regulation of glycogen biosynthetic process. NCBI's taxonomy places the organism in Eukaryota, Metazoa, Chordata, Actinopteri, Siluriformes, Bagridae.
GACACUUCAGUAGAAGUACACUUCUGCAGGCUUUGCGCAGUUUGUAAGAACAAUGCUUUAGGCUUACGUUGUUCAGUUUAACAUAAAUUACCUUCAUUGUUUUGCGAACGACGUAAUAUGCAAACAAUACUGGACGAUCUGCAGAUGAACAAAAAUAUCAAAAUGCAUCGGAUUGGAAAUUUAUGGUGAGACGAUAUGGUAUGACGCACAAACUGCUUCCCAGGUGUAGAAAAUCACUGUCGUACUUUGGAUAUGGCUUGUUCUACAACACACAGCCAGGACGAAACAUCCUCAGGGGAAUCGGAUGAUGAGCUAUUUUUUGUUGGGGUGUCUGGUGUCUCAAAGCAAGUUUCCCCUCUGAAGCUUAGAGACAAAACUUGGUCAAACCCCAAAGAAGAAAGAAAGCCUGUGAAAAUUUGUCCACCUAGUACCACACCGCCGCAGCUGAGGCCAACAGGACGUAGUUUCUCAUGUGAACCUCCUCCCAAACCCAUCAUCCAGAGACGGGCCCAGUCUCUACCGUCACCUUCAGAAAGGCGAAGACUCAGUCGUAGAAUCGGUGUCCGAUUUGUGGACUCACUGGGCAUGAACUUAGAAAACGUUAAGGUUUUCAGAAGUGGAGAAGAUCCAUUUGUACCAGAACAUGUUCUCUUUAGACUUUUAAUGAAUGCAGAACUAGCAGCCAACAAGAGCUUGGAGAUUUCCCUACCAUAUUUGAAACCUGUGUUCCCUGAGCAACCUGGAGACUGUUCAAAUUUCCUGGAACGUUUGUGUAACCAGCAAGUGUGCUUGGAACGUGUUUUAUGUUAUGAGCCAGGCAUCAUUGGGAUCGUCCAAGUGGUUAACCUGGCCUUUGAAAAAGAGGUUAUCAUUCGUUAUUCUUUCACAAAUUGGAAGAGUUGUGCUGACACCAAGGCUUCAUGGGUUGCCAAUAAAUACAUGGAAGGCCUUUCCAGUGGAUGUAGCUGUGACAGUUUUCGGUUCCAUCUUCCUGUUCCACCAUUCAUCUUACACCCUGGAGCAGUGUUGGAGUUUGCAAUCUGUUAUAAAGUGCAGGGCACUCAGUUUUGGGACAACAAUGAGGGACAAAAUUACAAGUUGGUCUGCCAGAGCUACAAAAUCCCUGUGCCUAAAGAAUGUGAAGACAGCAUGAUACAUUUUGUCUGAUUUGCUCUGAGUCACUGUAUGUAUACAUUCACUGGCCACUUUGUUCACUACAUCUUCUUUUGUAUUUGGUGAACAUACUGUAGAUGCAUAUUAUUUGGGUGUUGGAACAUUCUCAACACACCAGACAUUAACAUGGUUGUGGCACAGUUGUGUGUGGUAUUGGCACGAGUGUCUCAGGCACAGGAGUGUUUCUUACUGUAGGUUUUAGCACUAUGUACACUUAACCUAAUAUAGUGGCCACUGAGUGUCUUCUUUUAACCAGCACAUGUUUAUUGUAUUAAAAUCAAGUAACAAUCUGAUUGCCAAAAUCUAUGACAUAGUGCCUGACAGAAUCAGAUCUCAGGUCUCCAAAUAACUAUCAUGACUAUGUAUCUUUAUAGUUGUGCAACCAGCCUGACUUUUUGUCAUAGGGCAAAAUAUGCACUAUUAGUUUAAUGUGAGCUAAAACUACUGAAUAUAAUGUAGGCUAAAAAUGUUAUAAAACGUUUUGUCACUAUUUGCCCAAUCCUUUUUUAUCUAAAGUGCCUUAGAAAUUGAUAUAAGUCGGUAAAUUGCGUUAAAUUAACUCACAGAUUUGUAAAUUUAACAAUAAAUACUUUACUCCACUCACUGUUGUUCGCGGAGAUUAGCUAGAGCGACGUGCAAUACGUGAGUGUUUUUUUUUUUUAACUGAAUCAUUGAAGCGAACGGAUCACUAGUGUCUAAACGACUCUAAACGACUCUUCCCUGUAAUGCACUCGUUCAGAUGAUAUCUGGUCGUAAUUUUUUUUAAGAUGAAAAAAGUAUGCAAUUAUGUCAAACUGUUCGUAUAAUAAAGUACGUUGUCACAAUUAUCGACAUGCCUGCACCUUAUCAGACAGAUGUGUGUUUUAUAAAACAGUGCAAUAUUUAUAUUUCAAUUUUUAUAAUGUAUAUUAUAAUAAAAUCUUUGUAAUAGCAA